GCGAGAAUUUUUUAGUCAGGACUGCGCAUACUGAAACUUCCGUUUCAACUACAUUGACACCAUCUGUAACUUCUAUAAGUUAUGAAAGAACUUUGAAAAUGCCAACUCCCAUACUUAGUCCAAUGCAAAUUGACCUUGAUAAAGAAAUUGAUUAUUAUAACGUCGAUGACGAUGAUAACGAAGAAUAUAAUGAUAACCGCGAUAAAAGUGAUACCCGUGAGCCUUUACCAAAACCACAUAUUGUAGAGGGUGAACGUUACCUAAUUGUGAAAGAGUUUAAUUAUGCCAUGAAUGUAUUAGAUGGAAAGAUACUUAUAAUAACCAAAUAUAAAAAUGUAGCUAAAGAACUUAUUCCAACGUCUUUAUAUCAUUCAGAUAUAGAGUACCGAAAGGCUUUAGAAACAUAUUUAUCUAAAUAUGCAGAAUAUUACAUUAAAAAUAUUGGGCAAAACGCAUGGAUUUCUUUAUUUUCAGAUAAAUUAUUGGCAGAGAUAAAAACUAAAUGCAGAAGCAGGAGAAAUGAUUUUGCCGCAAGUAUCAGGAGUGCCAUGUUUUCCGUCUUUGGAGAACAGCGAUUGAAACGCAUAGAUAACAAUUCUCCUUCUAUGAAGAUCGCUGAAUGGAAACAGAAUCAAAAAACGCGUAAUGCAUUUUAUGAACUUUUCAAAAAUCAUGAUAUUCUAACGAAAAUUGGCCAUUCAGUUUUCAAACAAUAUAGGGAUAAAGAACUUCCUUUUACACAUUGUGCGUAUAUUCUAUCAAUAUGUGACAUCUUGUUAAAUCCCAAUAGCUAUAGUAUUAAGUGUAAUGACAAGUCUGUUAUGAAAAGAGUCAAAUUUUUUCUAGUAAAUAAUUUUCGCAAAUUUUCGCAGUUCUUUUAAUCUUUUAAUAUUUUACAGAUAUUAAUCUAUAAUUAAUUAACAGCAAGCGUUUAGAAAUAAAACGCAAAUAACUCCUCGAAUAAUGGAGGAAUUAGCUGAAAAAGAAGCAAAAGAAGUUAGUCAAAGA
Messenger RNA from Rhizophagus irregularis DAOM 181602=DAOM 197198, 1008 nucleotides. The record is from RefSeq and is a predicted model, not a curated record. NCBI's taxonomy places the organism in Eukaryota, Fungi, Glomeromycota, Glomeromycetes, Glomerales, Glomeraceae.